UCCUCUCUCAAGCAGUCCUGUAACUGUUGCUCUGCUUUGACGGCUUCCUCCGCCAGUGGGGGAGCCGCCUCCUUCCCCUCCCCUCCCUAAAGGGAAGGAAAUAAUUCCGUUACAAAAAUCCCAAGGAUGGAGGUAUUUAGGAACCUUUUUAAGACCAUCUUACAGUGAAAGCUGCUGUCGCAAAGCAAUAAACGUUUAAUAAGGAGAGAAUGGAUGGAGAAGAGAAAACAUACGGUGGGUGUGAGGGCCCUGAUGCUAUGUAUGUGAAGUUGAUAUCCUCUGAUGGUCAUGAGUUUAUUGUAAAAAGAGAGCAUGCGUUAACAUCAGGAACAAUAAAAGCUAUGUUGAGUGGUCCAGGUCAGUUUGCUGAAAAUGAAACAAAUGAGGUGAAUUUUAGAGAGAUUCCAUCCCAUGUCCUAUCCAAAGUAUGCAUGUAUUUCACCUACAAGGUUCGCUACACUAACAGCUCCACGGAGAUUCCUGAAUUCCCAAUUGCACCUGAAAUUGCACUGGAACUGCUGAUGGCUGCAAACUUCUUAGAUUGUUAAAUAAAAUAAAUUAUAAUAAAAAUGUAAAACUUUUUUCAGUAUUUAA
Chelonia mydas (Green sea turtle) is the source of this 594-nucleotide messenger RNA. It is a transcript of the gene ELOC, whose product is annotated as elongin C. Gene Ontology annotation, cellular component: elongin complex. Bases 210 to 548 code for a protein of 112 amino acids. The record is from RefSeq and is a predicted model, not a curated record. The transcript is spliced from 4 exons. Gene Ontology annotation, biological process: ubiquitin-dependent protein catabolic process. Lineage: Eukaryota; Metazoa; Chordata; Testudines; Cheloniidae. Gene Ontology annotation, molecular function: protein-macromolecule adaptor activity.